AUGCCUCCUGCGUCUCGGGGAUCUAUCCCGAGCGGCAUCCGUCAUGCGGCCAUGCUCUGCGGUCCUCCCUCAAACCUCUAUCGAUACCAACCUCUCGCCCGACACCGUCGCACGAUCACUCUUCCCAAUAGAAGUGCACUGAAGGCAGCGAUAGCGUACAAUGGGCAAAAGAGCGGGAAUACAACGGGUCCGGAGCCAGGAUCAAAAAAGCCAGGAAAUCCAUACAAGUCGUCUACUUUCGUCCCGUCCUUUAUCAGGAGCUGGACAUGGCGGCUCUUCGUCAUUGCCCCGCCCCUCAUGGUCCUCUUCAUGUCGUUGCCUUACACAAUCAUGCGGGUGCAGGGCGCUUCCAUGGCCCCUUUCUUCAAUAUCUCCUCCUCCCCGGACCUCCCGCCAGCCGCGCCAGACAUCAUCCUCGUGAAGAAAGUUAAGGGUAUUGGAUUGUUGUCAAGAUUGAUGGGGGACCGAUCGACCCGACUGAAGCUUGAAAGAGGUCAAAUCGUGGUUUUCUACGCCCCCCAUGACCCCGCAAAACUGGCAGUCAAGCGGGUUAUUGGCAUUCCCGGGGACAGGAUCAAACCUCUUCCCGGGUAUCCUGGUGGCGCUGACUCUGUGAUAAUACCAUACAACCACAUCUGGGUGGAAGGGGAUGCAAACAGCCGCGAAAGGUCCAUGGAUUCAAAUUACUUCGGUCCCCUGAGUCAGAACAUGGUGUUCGGUCUGGUGACCGCAGUUCUCACGCCUUGGACUUCCCCGGUGUCUAUGAGGUGGGACGAACAUGAUUAUCCCGCCAAAACCAGCGGGAGGCUGGAAAAGGACGUGGUGCAGCAUGCCAAGCUGGAUCCGGACGUGGAGGCCUCGCAACAAGAUGACCCUUUUGCGGAUGGCCGAGCUGCGAUUGAGUUGGCUAUGAUGCGGCAGAACCGAGAUCAACUGAUCACCUUGAUGAGAGACAAGUCGAAAUCGGACCGACUGAAGAAGAUGUAUGAGAGAGCAAAGACAGAGUUGCACCAGGGUACCAAUGAGUCGAAAGAGGUUGCGAGCGGUUUCGUGGAAGAACUGCAGGUCCUGUUUGAAAGUGUGGGCUUGAACAAGGAUGGAAGUCCGAUUCCUCCGGCACUUAGGACCUUGACGCAGGAUGGACAGGAGGAGGACUUCGAAAAGCAGAAAAGGCUGAAGGAAUACCUGGCUAGACAGCAGCAGGUUUCGAACGAAAGUGUCAAGCCUCAGUCUCAAACUUUGACAUUGACGAGAUAG
This is a messenger RNA of Fonsecaea erecta, 1257 nucleotides long. Its product is annotated as signal peptidase I. Bases 1 to 1257 code for a protein of 418 amino acids. Gene Ontology annotation, molecular function: serine-type endopeptidase activity. Gene Ontology annotation, cellular component: mitochondrial inner membrane peptidase complex. The record is from RefSeq and is a predicted model, not a curated record. Lineage: Eukaryota; Fungi; Ascomycota; Eurotiomycetes; Chaetothyriales; Herpotrichiellaceae. The transcript has a single exon. Gene Ontology annotation, biological process: mitochondrial respiratory chain complex assembly.